Molecule: messenger RNA, 1693 nt
Organism: Saccostrea echinata
Lineage: Eukaryota; Metazoa; Mollusca; Bivalvia; Ostreida; Ostreidae
Exons: 5
Coding region: 25-1284 (419 amino acids)
Source: RefSeq, a predicted model, not a curated record
UGUUAUUGUUUACAAAAUAGCAGUAUGGCUGGAGCACCAAAACGAGCAAAGACUGAUUUUUCAGAUGCUGAUAGACAAAAGUUUGAAGAUCGUUCGAACGAUAUGCAACAAAACUUAUCUAAUUCAGAGAGUUUGGAUUCAAACGAACAGUUAUCUAUUACCUGUCAGAGCAAACUGUCGCAGUUUUCUUUGCCAGAAACAGUGUCUGACUGGACAAGAGAUCAUAUAAAUGGUCUUCAUAUUGAUGUGUUGUUUCAACCUCUGUUUAAGCCAUUGCAUUUAAUAACUAGUCCUUUGCAGAUGGAAGGGUUGUGCUUUCGUAUCAGUGCAUAUGAUGUCGAAAAAAUUAAUAAUCGUCGGAAGGCACAGAUAAGAAAGAUUACACUAUUGGCAGAUUAUGUAAAAAGAAGUGCAUUCAUUGAUAUGAUCCAGAACUUGAACUAUUCAUCUUUUAAGGAAUUGAAUAUCGAUUCCCUCAUGAAACUGAAAUCUUUUAAUGAACAUUGUUUUAUUCCGAAAGGCCUACCUGAAGAUUCUGAUGCAUGGUUUCAAAGGUUUGAUGUGUAUGGGAAAAAUUUCAUAUGUGUUUUGUCAAGAAUGAUAGAAAAUAAAAUUCAAGGUAUUCCAAACUUGCAGUGCCAUUAUCAGCAUUUGUUUGACACAUUACUCAAGAUGUUUGGAUUGCAGAGUGGAAUAAGUGUGGGGCCUGGUCUCCCUGAACAGACACUGAAGAUUGGGCAUUUUGAGGUGAAGGGUAAACCAGACAUGCUUUAUGCUCACCACAAGAUUGACUACGUGGAUAGGAAGUUGGAAAAACCUUGUAUAGUGGCAGUGUGUGAGGUGAUGAAAGAAAAACCUGUGGUAGUGAGCAAUACUGCAUCACAAGAUACUGUCAAAACAACAGGAAUUUCAGCUGAUUCAGAAAUGAAAAACCUGUCUGAUAUAUCAUCAACAGCACAUAAUUUAGAACAGAGUUCUGGAAGACCUGUUCACUUAUCUCCAGCUCUGAUUGGACAACAUUGUGGAAAGCUCUUAUUAAGCUAUACUCAGUCAUUUGGACACAAUUUCAUAAACGGCAUUGUUGUUCAACAAACUCAAGUAACAAUAACAGAGCUAAGGAUGACAGAAACACAGUAUCAGAAUAUAAUGGAGGGAAAAUACACACACAGUGAUGGAAAAAGACCAGCCUUUGUGUACACUAGGUCAUAUGAUUUUCUGAUGAAGGAAGACUUAGAGGUAUUGGUUGAUCUCUUCAUAAAAUUUGGUCUGGAUCAGGACCAGUGAAUAAAAAGAUUGUUUUAGGGAUAAGCUGAGAUAAAACCUGCGUAGAUCUGAUAAUGAACAACAUGGAUUAUUUUUUUCAGUUUAAACUUCUUGGAUAAAUUGUUACAGUUGAAUAUGAUGGAUUCUUAAAGUAUUCAACAAUAAUAUAUUGAUCUAAAGCAUGUCAGUUCAACAAUUUCAAACCAUGCUUUCAAGUACAUUUUCUUAUCCCCUACACAUUUUUCACUAUUGUUUCUAAUUUGUAUUUAAUAGUUACGAAUUCCUAUGUGAGUUAAAUAUUCCAUUGUUAAUAAUUUUAGAACAACUGUUCUUUUCUUUUUCUACUCUUUUGAUGUAUACUAUAUGGAUAUAUUGUUUUAAGAACUGGAUUUAAUUGUAACUGCCAUUACAACAUACAUUUCCUUUUAAU